AUGAGCCAGCAGGAUGUGGUCGCGGUGCUUUCAGAACGCCUGCUCGUAGCCGCCUACAAAGGCCAAGUGGAGAAUGUGGUGCAGCUUAUCAACAGGGGUGCCAAGGUAGCGGUUACCAAGCAUGGCCGGACCCCCCUGCAUCUUGCUGCCCACAAGGGUCAUCUCCAUGUUGUCCAGGUUUUGCUGAAGGCUGGCUGUGACCUGGAUAUUCAGGAUGACGGCGAUCAGACAGCACUGCACCGGGCUGCUGUCGUAGGGAACACCGACGUUAUAGCAACUCUGAUUCAAGAGGGGUGCGCUUUGGACAGACAAGACAAGGAUGGGAACACUGCUCUACAUGAAGCUUGUUGGCACGGAUUCAGUCAGUCUGCCAAAGUGCUCGUUAAAGCAGGAGCCAACGUUCUUGCCAAGAACAAGGCAGGUAACACACCUCUUCACCUGGCUUGCCAGAAUAGUCAUUCCCAGAGUACUCGUGUUUUGUUACUGGGAGGAUCGCGAGCAGACCUCAAAAAUAACGCAGGAGAUACCUGUCUGCAUGUGGCUGCUCGUUAUAAUCACUUGCCCAUCGUUAGGGUGCUGCUCACUGCUUUCUGUUCUGUCCAUGAAAAGAACCAGGCGGGAGACACUGCUCUCCAUGUAGCUGCUGCUCUCAAUCACAGGAAGGUGGUUAAGCUGCUGCUGGAGGCAGGGGCUGAUGCAUCCGUUGUCAACAAUGCAGGUCAGACCCCUCUAGACGUUGCCAGACAGCACAAUAACCCUGAGGUUGCACUCCUCCUCACUAAAGCAUCACAGGUCUCGCGCUUUAACCGUGGAAGAAGCCUGAGGAAGAAGAGAGAGAGGCUGAAGGAGGAAAGGCGAGCUCAGUCGGUGCCGCGGGAUGAAGUGGUACAGAGCAAGGGCAGCAUCUCCGCUGCGGAGGACACGCCGAGCAGCGACCAGCCACCGCAGAGGAAGAGCGAUCUGAAGGACGAACCCCGGUCAACCUCACCAGAUCCCAAAGGGAAGAAGAGCAAAAGGAAAAAGCCCAAGGAAAAGGUUUCGGCGCUCUCGGACCCCAUCGCCCCAGCUGACCAGCAGACUCUCCCUCGGCCCCAGCAAAACGUGCCGAAGCGCAGGAGUAAACACCACUGCUCCUCUCCGCCCGCUCCCCACGAGGUGCGAGCCUACCAGCUGUACACGCUCUACCGAGGAAAGGACGGGAAGGUGAUGCAGGCACCGAUAAAUGGAUGUCGCUGUGAGCCCCUGAUAAAUAAACUGGAGAAUCAGCUGGAGGCAACGGUGGAAGAGAUAAAAGCUGAGUUUGGGACAGUACAAGAUAAGAUGAAUGUUAAGCUGGGCCAGAUGGAAAGCAAAACUCAACAUCAACUCCGUGUUUUAGACAAGCUGAUGGCUGAGCGUCUGUCUGCAGAGAGAACAGAGUGCCUUCACCGCCUGCAACAGCACGCUGAGCUGGAAAAAAAUGAGGGGGAGAAACGGCAGAUUUCCUUGGUCAAUGAGCUGAAGACGUGGUGCAUGUUGAAGAUUCAGAAUCUGGAGCUCAAGCUUUCCGGCGAUUCCAGGUCAUCAAGACCAAAAUCAACUUUGUCCACUUGUACAGAGCAACAGUUAAUCGCUGGUGGACCCGCUUCUUCUGCCCCGGCUCAAGACGUCAGGCCAAAGGACAGAGCUGUUGGUGCCAGCACGUUCCACAGGUUCCAGCAGGAGCUGCCCUCCCCCGAGCUUUUGGGCUCCAAAUUAAGGCAUGUUAAGGUUCAAGCUGCUUUGCAGCCCUCGGCGGAACCUGCGAAGACGGAACCGCAGAGCGGCUACUUCAUGGACAAAGGAACCCAGACAAAGAAGUCCAGCAGAAGCGGGCAGUCGAGGCACAAAGCCGCAGACACCUCCCAGGCCCUGGAGAUCACCCAGUACUUCUUCGAGGCUGUCUCCACGCAGAUGGAGAAGUGGUACGAACGGAAGAUAGAGGAAGCCCGGUGCCAAGCUAACCAGAAAGCGCAGCAAGACAAAGCUGCGCUCCAGGAGCACAUUAAGAGCUUAGAAGAGGAGCUCAGCAAACUGAGGACUAAGUCAGCGGGGAGAAGCUGCAGAGCCAGCUCAGAUGACCAGCCCGCGGAGGUGGCAGAUGCAGGCUUCCAGCUGGGAGAGGCCAGGCUCCCACCACACGAGGUGCUAAGAGACACCUCCCAGGCCCUGGAGAUCACCCAGUACUUCUUCGAGGCUGUCUCCACGCAGAUGGAGAAGUGGUACGAACGGAAGAUAGAGGAAGCCCGGUGCCAAGCUAACCAGAAAGCGCAGCAAGACAAAGCUGCGCUCCAGGAGCACAUUAAGAGCUUAGAAGAGGAGCUCAGCAAACUGAGGACUAAGGUGCAGAAAGAGAGCUAG
Molecule: messenger RNA, 2379 nt
Organism: Opisthocomus hoazin
Lineage: Eukaryota; Metazoa; Chordata; Aves; Opisthocomiformes; Opisthocomidae
Source: RefSeq, a predicted model, not a curated record